AUGGCACACAAGGAUGUCGUGGUGCAUGAAGAAGAAGAUCUCGGAGCUGCUAUGCAGAAACUUGAGAUACCUUUCAAGGAACUCGAACAAAACUCCAUCGACGACGAUUUAACAGACGGACUAAGAGAUAUAAUAGAAGAUCCAAAUUUACUACUUGAAGAGGAUGGUGGAGAGUUUGAAGAAGAACCUAGCAAAAGCUUAUACAUCGAUGAUACUACAAACGAUUUGAAAAACUCCUUAAAUUCACCAACUGUUGUGACAACAAGAGUAAAAACGUCUCUUGCACCAAGACGGCCAAGAAACAAGCGAGGAAGACGAAAAAGACGGAGUUUCAAAAGCGCGGAUGAUCUCUUAGACUCUGAAGUUGACGUUACGGACCAAAAGAGCUGUUUGCACUGUGGGACGAGAAACACACCGUUAUGGAGAGAAGGUCCAAAAGGAGCGGGGACGCUGUGCAACGCGUGCGGGAUGCGAUACAGAACGGGUCGGCUACUUCCCGAGUACCGUCCUGCUUCAAGUCCCGAUUUCAAACCUAACGUCCACUCUAAUUUCCAUCGGAAAGUUAUGGAAAUCAGAAGGGAGAGAAACUCACCACCUCCCAAUAACUUUGGUGUUGAGGGUUUUCGGCAUUGA
Molecule: messenger RNA, 633 nt
Organism: Microthlaspi erraticum
Lineage: Eukaryota; Viridiplantae; Streptophyta; Magnoliopsida; Brassicales; Brassicaceae
Source: the annotation of a GenBank genome assembly